GCCGCCCUGCCCGGCUGGGGGCGGCCAUUGCCGUCAGUUCCGUGCCGGCGGCAGGAGGCGGCGGGGGCGGCUCCCGGCCCGGCUCCUGCAGUUGAUGCAAAAUGAGCGUCCCUGACUACAUGCAGUGUGCCGAGGAUCACCAGACUCUCCUGGUCGUGGUUCAGCCGGUCGGCAUCGUACCCGAAGAGAGCUUUUUUAGGAUCUACAAGCGAAUUUCAGCAGUGAGUCAAGUUAACGUGCGCGACUCGCAGCGCGUGUUGUAUAUCCGUUAUAGGCACCAUUAUCCCCCCGAGAACAACGAAUGGGGGGAUUUUCAGACACACCGGAAAGUUGUGGGCUUGAUAACUAUCACAGACUGUUCUUCUGCAAAGGACUGGCCUCAGACUUUUGAAAAAUUCCAUCUUCAAAAGGAAAUGUACGGUUCCACGCUCUAUGAUUCCCGCUUGUUUGUCUUUGGCCUUCAAGGAGAGAUUGCAGAGCAGCCCCGCACGGAUGUGGCGUUUUAUCCCAAUUAUGAUGAAUGUGAAACCGUGGAGAAGAGAAUAGAAGAUUUUAUCGAAUCCCUCUUCAUUGUGCUGGAGUCUAAGCGGCUUGACAGAGCCACUGAUAAGUCUGGAGACAAGAUUCCGCUCCUCUGUGUUCCCUUUGAGAAGAAGGAUUUUGUAGGUCUGGACACAGACAGUAGACACUACAAGAAGCGUUGCCAAGGCCGGAUGCGGAAGCACGUUGGUGACCUGUGUUUACAAGCUGGGAUGUUACAGGAUUCCUUGGUGCACUACCACAUGGCGGUGGAGCUGCUGCGGUCUGUAAAUGAUUUUCUGUGGCUCGGAGCUGCCCUCGAGGGGUUAUGUUCAGCAUCAGUCAUCUAUCAUUACCCUGGUGGUACUGGAGGUAAAGUUGGAUCUCGUAGGGCACAAGGAGGUUCUCUUUCUGCUGAGGCAGGCAACAGGCACAGACCAGGGGCACAAGAAGUUCUCAUUGAUCCAGGUGCGCUGACUUCAAAUGGUAUAAAUGCAGAUACCAGUGCUGAAAUCGGACGUGCCAAGAAUUGCCUGAGCCCUGAAGACAUCAUAGAUAAAUAUAAAGAAGCCAUCUCUUACUAUGGCAAGUACAAGAAUGCUGGUGUGAUUGAACUGGAGGCCUGCGUGAAGGCAGUGAGAGUCCUUGCAAUACAGAAAAGGAGCAUGGAAGCCUCUGAAUUCCUUCAGAAUGCAGUUUAUAUCAAUCUCCGUCAGCUUUCAGAAGAAGAAAAAAUCCAGCGUUACAGCAUUCUUUCCGAGCUGUACGAACGUAUUGGUUUUCACCGCAAAUCUGCUUUUUUCAAGCGUAUAGCAGCAAUGCAGUGCGCUGCCCCGAGCAUCCCAGAGCCUGGGUGGAGGGCGUGCUACAAACUGCUUUUGGAAACUCUCCCUGGCUAUAGCUUAUCACUGGAUCCUAAAGAUUUCAGCAAAGGAACUCAUCGAGGAUGGGCUGCAGUACAGAUGCGUUUGCUUCAUGAACUCGUGUAUGCCUCCAGAAGAAUGGGCAAUCCUGCUCUGUCUGUCAGGCAUCUGUCCUUCCUUCUCCAGACCAUGCUGGAUUUUCUUUCUGAUCAAGAAAAGAAGGAUGUCACGCAGAGCUUGGAAAGCUACACAGCAAAGUGCCCUGGCACAAUGGAAUUCAUCACUCUGCCAGAUGGUUUGAAGUUACCUCCUGUUCCGUUCACCAAAUUGCCUAUUGUGAGAUCUGUGAAGCUCUUGAACCUCCCCACCAGUCUCCGACCUCACAAAAUGAAAAGUCUGCUGGGUCAGAAUGUGUCAACCAAAAGCCCCUUCAUAUAUUCUCCAAUUAUUGCUCACAAUCGCGGGGAAGAACGAACUAAGAAAAUAGACUUCCAGUGGGUCCAGGGAGAUGUAUGUGAAGUUCAGUUGAUGGUGUACAACCCUAUGCCUUUUGAGCUCCGAGUAGAAAACAUGGGUCUCUUGACUACAGGAGUAGAAUUUGAAUCUCUUCCUGCAGCCCUUUCUCUACCUGCGGAGUCUGGUCUCUAUCCGGUAACUCUUGUUGGUGUUCCUCAAACCACUGGACAGAUCACUGUCAAUGGUUACCAUACGUCAGUUUUUGGAGUCUUCAGUGAUUGCCUUCUGGACAAUCUGCCAGGAGUGAAGACCAAUGGCUGUACUGUUGAAGUCAUUCCAGCUUUGCCAAGGCUACAGAUCAGUACCUCCCUUCCAAGGUCUGCUCAUACACUUCAGCCUUCUUCAGGGGAUGAAAUCUCCACGAAUGUAUCUGUCCAGCUUUACAAUGGAGAGACGCAACAGCUUAUCAUUAAGUUAGAAAACAUUGGAACGGAACCACUGGAGACACUGGAGGUCACAUCGAAAACAGUGAACACUAAGGAGAAGCUGUAUGGCGACUUCUUGAGUUGGAAGCUAGAAGAUACUCUCUCCCAGUUUCCUCUAAAACCUGGGAAGAUUGCAACUUUUACUGUAAACAUCAAAGUGAAGCUGGACUUUUCAUGCCAAGAAAACCUUCUGCAAGAUCUCAGUGACGAUGGAAUCAGUGUCAGCGGACUUCCACUUUCCAGUCCUUUUCGGCAGGUUGUCAAACCAAGAGUAGAGGCUAAACCUGUUAAUCCACAAGAAAGCAGCAAAGCUGGUGACUUCAGUCAUGUGAAGACACUGGAAGCCAUUCUGAAUUUUAAAUACUCUGGUGGACCAGGACACGUUGAAGGCUAUUACAGGAACCUUUCACUGGGUCUUCAUGUAGAAGUAGAGCCGUCUGUUUUCUUCACACGUGUCAGUACCCUUCCAGCAACAAGCACCCGGCAGUGUCAUCUACUUCUGGACGUCUUCAAUUCUACAGAGCACGAGUUGACCAUUAGUGCUAGGAACAAUGAAGAUUUAAUUCUGCAUGCCGGGGAAUGUCAGCGUAUGGCUAUCCAAGUUGACAAGUUCAAUUUUGAGAGCUUCCCAGAAUCCCCUGCUGAUGGGACACAGUUUGCGAACGAAAAGCAGCUGGAAGAAGAAAGACAACAGGCAAAAGGUCUGGAGAUUAACAGCAAGCUGGAUAUUUGCUGGAAAAUUCCUUCCUUGAAGCGUGAAGGAGAAGCAAGUGUGGAAGGCGUUCUCAAUCAACUGGUCCUGGAGCAUCUACAGCUGGCUCCUCUCCAGUGGGUUAACUGCCAAAGUCCACCUUACAGCGUCUAAGUAAAAGAGACUUUUAGAGGCAUAGGGCUGCAUUCGCUAAUCCUGCCUAAAUGGUGAUUUUCAUUGAUAUUUUGAUGCAUUAUUCAGAAAUCAUGAAUGUAGCACCGAUUUACAAUAAAAUCCAAUUGCCUGUGCAGUUGGUAAUUUCUCAUGUUGUCGCUUAACUCAGAGUUGCAGUUGCUGUAGUUGUCAGAACAUAUGAACACCAACCAACACUCUGUGAUGUUCUCUGCCUCAUACCUGUAAAUUCUUCCGAUUUUACUUGAAAACAAAGGCAAAAAUGAAAAUAAAAGGCAAUGGAGAAAUUUCAGUUUCUUUUAAUCAGCUAUAACUUUGAGUAUUCAGUAGCUGAAUCUUUGCUACCUGGUUUCACCACCGCAUGGCCAGGUGAAGCUACCUGCAGUCAUCUUGAGGAAGCUACUGGGGUCCUUCAGAAAGACCAUGGCAGUGGCAGGCUAAUUUUGAUUUUAUUAGUGUAUGAAGGAGGAAUUAAAAGAUUGUCUUUCAGUUUGGUAGGUGGGAAUAACAAGGAUUUGUUGGAAUGUCUGGACAAUCAAGAAUGAGUGUAUGUGUACACAUCUUUAGGCAGUGUGACACAUUGUCCUUCAGACUCUAAAUUUUAGCCAGAUUGUUUCCUACUCAGCUGUUAUAGGCAGAGUAAAUAAAAUGUUAUGUUUCAAAUCAUCUAAGAUGUAAUGCACAUUCUGUUUUCCUGUGUUUUUUUUCCUGUUGCUUUGAAGUGAUAGAAACAGUGUUUGUGCUUGUGUAUGGUUUAUUAUAGACCUUAACUAUCUUGUACAAAUCAGCUUUUUUUAGUGAUGGUGGUCUGUACUGAAUACCAAUAUUGAGAUAAUCUUAUGCAAGCUAUCUUAAACAUUCUUUGACCGUUACCAUUUCUACUUAAAGAACUGUCAUCUUAAUAUGUAUAAUUAACAAGGCAGUAUUUUACAAAUGUUCUUUUAUCAUCCCGCCUCUCUUAAUUUUUUUUGAUGUUAUUGAUAAGUUACUUUUAAGAAUAAUGUAAUAUGGCAGUGUCGGCCACUUGAGUUUUUUUCCUCUUAAUCAUCAUAAUGUUUGUAGUCAGAACCUUGCUUUGCUUUGAGCUUUGCUUCUCUGUAAGAAAGAUGAACUAUCAUUUAAAUAUGAACAUUCUUUAUAUUAGCCAUCAUUGUAAUACAACCUUUGAAUAUAUUGGCUAAGAAAUGUUGCCUUAGUGUUGUAUAACAAAAUUGAUCCUAUGAUUAUUCAAAGCUUUUCCUAUAUUGAUGGUUACACUGAAGGGUUUACUUUAUUAUAAGGGCUCACAUUGAAACACGAAUGAAUAUUUAACAUGGUUUUGAUUUAAAAAAAUGACUGGCUCUUGUUCAAAAUUAUAAAAGCCGGACUUCAAAAUUUAUUUUAAAUUUGACAUAAUUUAUAUUAGAGUUAAUACUGCAUUUCUAAAAUUAUAAAAGCCUAUUGAAAUAAUUUUUCAUGUAAACUUGACAAUCCUGUCUUUGUUUCACCAAAUGCAAGGCAAAGUGUAGAAUUAAAAGUUAGUGGCAGUGAAGUUUUGGUCUAAGGGUCAGAAGUCAGCUCUGAGGGUUGUCAGAUGGAGGAAAAAAGUGGCUCUUAGUGGACACUGUGGGUUGUGAUUUCAUAUGAUUAAAUGACCGGGGAAAGGAAAAGUGUUUAAAACACAAGGAAUCGUAAAAAAGAAAAUAUGUCAAAGGCUAGAGAGGGAGAGUUCUUAAUGUGUUGUUAAAAUUGAUUUUAAGAUUUAGGACAUCUCUGUAAAAUGAAGUUGUCUAUUAGCGAGGUUAGUAAAUCAUACGUAAUUGAAAAACAUGAUCUUGCUCAACACCAGCAAGUUCAAUGUUCUCUAAAAUUUAUGACAUAUUUUCUUUUUAUUGCUGGGCAACAAACCAAGUGUAGGAAUAGAUGUGGUUUUAAGGUGCAUAUAUUAAUAUGAUCAAAUCAAGGAAACAUAGCCUGAAAAGUUUAAUGAGAAGAACCAAGACUCCUCCAAGGCGUACAUAUGUCAUGCAAGUCAUGUGGUUUGAUUUGAAAACGAUCAGAUGGAGGCAAUUGUAAUUGCUUGCAGUGAGAUAUUUUUUCAAUCUUUAUUUGAUUUAUGUUGCUAAGUUUUGCAAGCAAGCAAAAUUUGGAGACCAAAUACUUAUCAGUUUGAUGGUACUCUUCUGCAUUUUAUAGCAAAAUAAUCAUAGGUACAAAUGCCAUGCACAAAAUGCUGUUACCGAAGUUGAAAUAGACUGAGUUUGAAAUGGGCUUUUGAUUGAACCUGGAAUAGGUUGGACCCAGGAUAUUCCUACAUGCAAAUUUGAGAACUAAAUCUAAAGGGAGAGGUUCCCAACUUUUUGCAUGCUGUACAUAAAUUUCACAACAGAACGUUUUUUGAAAUUAACGUCCUUUGUAAAGCAAAAGAAACUUAACUUCUGUUGCUGGCUGCAACCACAGGGUGAAGAUGUUUUUCCUGCUGGUCCUUGUACAUGUUAGAGUGAAGAUUUAUUGGAGAAGUUUGAUUUAGGAAUUUAGAAUUGUAGACAAAUAUUGAAGUGCUGAAUGUCAUAAUAUAUAGGGCAAACAUUUAGCUUUUCCUUUCCUGUAGAAAAUGGUUGAAUAACUGAAAACCAGUGAUUAUACAUAAACUCUAAAGACAGUAUUUGCAAUAAUAUUGUAGGAACCAUACGAUGAUCAAGCAUCACCACAGGCAAAGUCCAGGAAUACCUUUCGCUUUCAUUCAUCCUUUUAUUUCAUUUACUCAUUUCAUUCAUUUUUCACUUCUUACUUUCUAAUAGAUAGGAAUUUCAAGACAGCUGAUAACAAUUACUUUAAUUUUAGAUACCUUUUCACAGUGCAAUAUAUUUCAUUUUCAUGUUAUUGAAGGGAAGACUAACAAUAUUGCUGUUAAAUGUUUCCAGAUCAGCAUUAAGGAAAGUGAUGGUUGAUAGCCAAAGUUUUAGUUAUUUACAUAUAGGUAGAGUAUCCUACAUUUCAUUGUGAGUCCACAAUAAAUUGUUGGUCUACUUGCAUCAUGCGGGCAUGUUGAGCUUACAGAAAACUCAAAACUUCAGAACUGAAAGGUGGUUUUAAAUUUGCCCUUGCAGGUAGUCAGCAUCAAGAGGAGGUAGAUUUAAAAGUAUUUUGUUGUGUUUUAUGAGGAUGCAAUCCAUGCCAGCUUGUUUGGAAGUUCUGUCUGGUUAUGUUUCACAAAACAUCUUACAAAGUAUUACUUUUUAAAGAAAUUAUCUCAAUAACAUAUCAUUUAUUUUAAAGAACAUCAAAUUAGAAUAAUUUUUCACAGCUUAUAUAUUUCAUGGAUCUUAAAAUUAAUUACUGAAACUACUCGCCCAUUUUAUUUUGUAUUUUCCAGUCUGACCUUAGACCAUAAUUAAAUCUUCCUUUCCACAGUUUAUGUGAUUAACUCAGAGAUUGCAGCAGUGUCAAAUCACCAUGUCCUGAAUACAGAGGAAAAUAUUUUAAAGUAUUUGUCAGUGAGUAGAUGAGGAAGUCGUACAUCUCUAAGCCUGUGUCCUGGAUGCUAUCUUGACACCCUGACAGCUUGUCCCCCCUCCAAGGCCUCACUUACAAAGAGCCAGAUCUCUGCAGACGUGAUCACUGCUAACAGUUUGGGUUUAGUUGGGGCAGUCCUACAGUGCUGCUCAUCCUCCAUCUUUGAAUCACAUCUUGGUAUUUGUUAAAAGAAUAGUUUUAAGAGGGAACUGCAAGGAAGCAGUUUUAAUUUCUUUUUUAAUACACAAAUCACAGGAUCAUAUGGAUUAUAUAGGGAUAAAUUUGGGAAUAUGGAGAGAUUGGGUGGGUAUAUCAGGGUAUGUCCUUCAAAAAUAUAACAAAUAUUAUUCUAGUCAUUUAUCAAACUAAAAUACUCUUAAAUGUUUUGUAUUUCAGAAUUACAGUAGACUGGCUAUUACCAUCAGAAGUUAAAUUGAAACCAAGAAAAUGAUAGCCAGAAAAUUUGAAGAGAAAGUUGUCUGUGAGAUAGAGAAUCACAGUCUGAUUCAUAGCAAGACAGAAACCGAGAAACAGUUGGGUGGUAAAUGAAUUUCACUAGGUAACCAACCUUUCUCAUCCAUUUAGAAAAACCUUCAGGUUUUUCAUUUUUAUUUUUAAGAAUUAAGAGAGGUGGGAACACUUUCGUAUCUUAACAGCUUGUGUGCAGGCUGUUUUGGAGGAUAUUUUGGCAAUGUCAAAUAAGCAACAUGCUUUAGUUACUGGGAGGUGUUAAGGGACUGGGGUAGUACAUUGAAAAAAAAGGACUAACUUGAUGAAACUAGGGCAUCUGGCACAAAAGUAACAUUCUCACAUGUCAAAACAUGCUAUUGUGUGAAAUGCUUGGAAUCAGCUGUUGCUUCUAAUUCUUACCAAAGCCUUGGUUACUCUAAACUGAGGGGAAAAACUUGCAGGGAAAGGGUUUCAGACAUAACUAGACUAGUAGCGAUUUCAAAGAAAAGGUACCAAGAAUAAAGAGAGCACCAAAAAGUGAAGAUAAAUGAACAAAACCUCCUAGAUUAGGUAGAGAGCCAGUGGUUAUGUCCUCGGAUUUCUGAAAGAACAGGUAGCUGAAGCUGCAGGCCCAGCAUUUCUAUCAAAGCAGUGGGAAGAGGCUGGAGGGAAAAAGGAGUAAUAAAUACUAAUGGAGUUGUGUAAGCAUUGGUCUAGGACCAUUCUUUUACGAUCUUGCCAGUGUGAACUGAUAGUGAUUUUU
Cygnus olor (mute swan) is the source of this 7914-nucleotide messenger RNA. It is a transcript of the gene TRAPPC9, whose product is annotated as trafficking protein particle complex subunit 9. Bases 102 to 3188 code for a protein of 1028 amino acids. Gene Ontology annotation, cellular component: trans-Golgi network. The transcript is spliced from 22 exons. The record is from RefSeq and is a predicted model, not a curated record. Lineage: Eukaryota; Metazoa; Chordata; Aves; Anseriformes; Anatidae.